This is a messenger RNA of Dendroctonus ponderosae (mountain pine beetle), 4369 nucleotides long. Its product is annotated as alpha-1,6-mannosyl-glycoprotein 2-beta-N-acetylglucosaminyltransferase. The record is from RefSeq and is a predicted model, not a curated record. Lineage: Eukaryota; Metazoa; Arthropoda; Insecta; Coleoptera; Curculionidae. Gene Ontology annotation, biological process: protein N-linked glycosylation; oligosaccharide biosynthetic process. Gene Ontology annotation, molecular function: alpha-1,6-mannosylglycoprotein 2-beta-N-acetylglucosaminyltransferase activity. The transcript is spliced from 7 exons. Bases 523 to 1995 code for a protein of 490 amino acids. Gene Ontology annotation, cellular component: Golgi stack; Golgi membrane.
AAUUCGAUUAAGUAGCUCGGCAGUGUAAAUAACGUAGGGAAGCUUAUGCAGGAAUAUUUACAGAACUUCAGGAAAUUUCUGUAAAGCACUUAGCAACACUGGCCGAAGAGCAGUCAGCAGUGUCAGGUGUAAGAAGUGUAAGGUGAGUUGAGUUCGAUGGUUCUGAAAUGUAAUGAAUGUAAUCCGCAUCGGAAAUCGCAUAUCGGAGUAGUAGGGAUUUCUUCAUUGGUGUGCUGAAGAAGGUGCCCUCAGAUUAACGCAACUCGAAUAACAGAAAUUAGUUGGUUAUUUGCGUUGACAAAAUUAACAAUCAACAUUUCCUUAGUGUGGCCGAACGAAUUUUUGUUGGUGUUUAUUUUUCAGUGAUAAAUGAUGAAUGUAAACAAUGCCCUACGUUGCGAUUAGGGGGUUGCAUACAGAAAUGGACAUUGAUCAUCGGAAACAUGUGAGUUUCUAAUCCACUCUGCAUGGGAUUUGGUGUCAACAAUUCGUUUUCCAGUACUCUAAGAAGGGACAUGCCCUAUGAUGAGCACUGGACGGAGCCAGGUAUGGCGCCGUCGAAGUGGGUCGACUUUGUGGUUACGUGGUGGCAUAAUAAUAUUCAUAAUUAUAUUUAUAUGGGUGCAAAUAAGUUUUAUCGACUUUGGGGCAUCUGUCCCACCCUAUCCCGACUACAACGACUCCCAAGCAGCCAUACUUAGUAUGGUACCUGUAGUGUUGCACAAGUUUCUAGCACCUAAGCCUAAAAACGGUACAAACCUAGGUCUAAACGGCAGUUACAAUAAUUUAGGAUAUUUUAAGGCUACUUUUAAUAUAUCGGAUAUCAAACGAAGCAUAGCACAAUACAAUCUUCAGCAAACUGUUUACAACGAAGACCUCUUUGGGCCACUUCAAAACGACUCCAUUGUUAUUGUUAUACAGAUUCAUGACCGAAUAACGUAUCUUCGUCAUCUCAUAGUUAGUCUAGCUCAAGCGCGUGAUAUAUCACAAGCACUUAUUGUAUUUUCUCAUGAUUACUAUGACGAAGAAAUUAACACUUUGGUUCAGAGCGUUGACUUUUGUAAAGUGAUCCAGAUAUUUUAUCCAUUUUCUAUUCAAACGCAUCCUAACGAAUUUCCAGGUGAAGACCCGGGAGAUUGUCCAAGAGAUAUUAAAAAGGACAAAGCGUUACAGUUAAAAUGUAAUAAUGCUUUAUAUUCCGAUCUUUACGGUCAUUAUCGGGAAGCAAAAUUCACACAGACCAAACAUCACUGGUGGUGGAAAGUGAAUAGGGUUUUUAAUCAACUAGACGUAACCAGAAAUCAUUCAGGCCUUGUACUUUUUCUGGAGGAAGAUCACUACGUAGCCGAGGACUUUAUUCAUAUUUUGAGACUCAUGUCCAAGACUUGUAGUGACAAAAUUUGCAAUAUUUUAUCAUUGGGAACAUAUUUGAAGACUUACAACUACUACGGCGAUUCGAAAAAGAAAGAGGCAUUACGCGCGAAACAGCAGUCAAAUAAAAAAAUAGUCGAAGUUCAGCCGUCAUGGACAUUUCAGGUGUUACCUUCAUUGUAUCAGCACCCGCAAAAGGUGGAAAUUACCCCGUGGAUAAGCAGCAAGCACAAUAUGGGCAUGGCAUUUAACCGCACAACAUGGAACGAAGUAGUUAAAUGUGCAGCUUUUUUUUGUAAAUACGACGAUUACAACUGGGAUUGGUCAUUGCAGCACAUAUCACAGAAUUGCUUAAAACAGAAGCUUCAGGCUAUGGUUGCUAAGGGCCCUCGGGUUUUUCAUAUUGGAGAAUGCGGGGUCCAUCACAAGAAAGAUAAUUGUGGUUCCACAGCGGUGAUAUCAAAAGUUCAGCAGGUGCUGAGAUCGGCUAAGAGAUAUCUAUUUCCGGAAUAUUUAAUUUCGUCGUAUGCCGCAAUUCUAAAGAAAAAUAAGCUUAGGAAAGGCAAUGGAGGAUGGGGUGAUCAUAGAGAUCAUAAACUGUGCAUGAGUAUGACUAUCACAUAAUCAAAACUGCUCAGCUCUAGUUAAGGUUGUAAUUUUCACGAGAUAUUUUUUUAAAUAUACAGACCAAACCGUACAUCUAGGUUGAGAGAUACAUAAAAAAAGUAAUCGUCCCUUCUAUAAAAACCUUCAUCAGACUCAAAAAUUAACGUUUUAAGACACUCCAAUAAAAAUUAAACCAAAAUAAAGCUGCUUCAUCGUUGCACGGGACCCUACUGUUGCCAUCGACAAUAUAAUUUCUUUAGUAUUGUAAUUUUAUGAUUAUACCUAGAUUGUACGCUUACACAUUGGUAUUUACUUGUCUACCCACUUAGUUGCAUGGUUUUCUCUGUCUGCAAGCACAUGGACAAAUAAUGAUGUAUUUCAAAACCAAAUACUUAGUCUAUAACAUAAGGCAACGCCAUAUUUUGUACAAUCGUUAUAAACAUAGUUCAUAAUGGACUUUUACAAGUGCAGCCCAGCAUUUCAGUUACAGAUUUUCUAGCUUUCAAAUUCGUUUCAUAUUUAUAAAAGUUGCAAUUCUGCAAUUACGGGGUUUUAUGAUUUGUUCAGAAUACUGUUAGCUUUUUGUCCAUUAAUGACUAUUUACUUGCUACUAAAAGUUGCUUUUAACAUCACUACUCCCGUGAUAUUUUUAGUCCUAUUAGAUAACAUAAUGUGGCACUUCAAUAUUUGUGGUAAGUUUGAAGGAGCUAAAUGAAGCUGUCGGUGAAAAUUUACUUGAUCUAGACUAAACAGAGCUCCUCCCAAAAUAUUUGUUGCCUAAUUCCAACGAACGCCUAUUGAAUGCUAUUUAUAACCGUUACUACAUUUCGAAAAAAAUCAGUGUUAAAUGUACAAGGGUUUUUCAACUUCACAGAAAUAACUGAAUGCUAUUUGAUGUCAAUAUAUUUUUUAAAAUCUAUUUCAGCUAUCAGCUUAAAAUAAUUUUUGUUUUAAAGUUGUUAUUCUUAAAUAAAGAUUAUUCUUGUUGAUGGGUCAGUUUACUAAAAAUAUACUUUAUGAAUUUGCAUAUUGAAGAUUGAAGCAUUCUCGUACAUCCACACAAUAAAAUGAUAAAUAUUAGAUACUUGGCCUAUGCAAUUGGUUUAGUAAAUGCUAUUUUACAGCGUCAUAUUUAUACACAAUUGCUUUACACCCGUCUUUAAAAAUGCUUUUACAAUGUUUUACGAUCUAGUCAACGUUGUUAACAGAAAACGUAUAUUACGGAAUUUCUUAGAGUACUAUAAGGUAUCGACUCGUGAUGGGAACUAUCGAAUAGUUGUAAUGUAAAAUUUAAUUCAUUUUAAUUAUUCGAUAGCAGUGUUAUCAGCAGCAUGUCAUUUGGCAUCGUGAUAUUAAACAGGUUAGGGGCAAACAGUACCUACACAAUGCAUCUCGAAUCUAAAAGAUGCAUUUUAAGUCGCUGCAUUACUUUUUUAUGAAUAAAGUACAGUACUCAAUUAGUUCAUACUAACUGAAAACCUGCAUUUUCAAAAGAAUAUAAAUUUGUAAUUUGUAUCUGUACUACACUGCACUAGAUAGCGCGCACUAUUCAAUGAAUGAUUUUAUUCGAUAGUUGCAUCCAUUAAUUUAGUAAUCAUUCGAUAGUGCCCAUCGUAUCGACGCACAUUAAGCGACGAUCAGCUUAACAUGGAAUUUUUCUAGUCUUAGUGUAAAAAACAUUUGCUAUUUUUAGGGAUCUUCAUUUAAUUGUGAUAUAGUUUUUUUAGGUUUAUUCGUUAUUAUUUUUUAUUAUGUUUACAGAAUUAUAUAUUUUGUAUACUGGUUUUAUAUACUUUCGUUAUAUUAUCCUUUAUUCAGUAAUGUCUUUCAGGCACAGCUAGUUAUUUUGAAAGAGCAGUUAUGAUUUAUUUGUUGAUUUCUGAGGUUUGUUCUAGAUGUAAACUUAGUGAUUAAGUUAUCAAUCCCUAUUCCUUUGUUAAAUUGUUUAUUGUUAUUACUUGAUGAACCCAAACUGGUGACACCAACAAGAAUGUGCACGGUUAUAUCGGACGUACCUACAAGUUGUAGUUGAUUUAUUAUUUCUGUACAUGUGAAAUAAUAAUUCAUUAAAAAGCUCGAAAAGUGAUAAUUCUGUCUCAUUUUAUUAGAUUAUGGCGAAAUUACUAGAUACGUAUUUUUUUAAGGUAGAUCAUAGACUACUUUGCAAUAGGUUAUUUUCACAUUGGAAUUAACGGGCUUGAUUAGAUUUAAUUACUUCUUAAUGAGGCCAUAUUAAUAUGUAUUGAAGUACAUUUUAUUGUAAUUUUUAAGAUGUACUGCUUUCCCACCAUGUAAACGUAAAACAAAGUGAUAGUAAAUUCGUAAUCAGAUUAAAUUAUGCAUUGAUUUUUUACUUGUAUUUAUACAUGUAUAAUAUAUUGAUAUAAGAAAA